AUCGCAGUUGGUAUCGAGACAGAUCAAAGUUCGUGGAAAGACAUAAGUCCCCGCCGCGAUGCCCGCGACUUUGCAGCCCUUUUCUACAUACCAAACCUUGAAAGCCUCUACUUCAAUGAUUUGCACUACAUUGAAGAUGGCAACGAAGACUACCAACACUUCGAUGUGGUUGACCAGUAUGACUUUCCACGCGGCACUUCGAGCGUCAAGCAUCUCUUCAUAGAUAGCGCUUCAGAGUUCUCUCCCGAAUAUUACCAAGGCAUAGCAGAUGUAUCGAAGAAAUUAGAAUCAGUCGUUUUGAGGGUUGCGAGUGAACAACGGCAAGAUCUUGACGACGUGGAUGUGUUCGUGGGCUCGCUUUCUUUCAGUAAUGGGAAAACGCUACAGAAACUCAUCAUUUACAAUCCGGGCGGUAUGCACGGCUAUCAAUGCAGAAACUAUCGACUCGAUGACCUUGACGACUUUGGAAACCUGAAGCUGUUUACGUUGGCAGUUUCCGAUAUAGAGCUUGAAGAGUUUCACCUCAUGCAUAGUUCUCCCAAUGCAGAGCAACUUGCGGAAUACGUCUCUGACUUUUUACCUGCUAGUACUGAAGCUAUUUAUGUCUGGGGACGAUCGGACGGGCAUGCGGACGACUCAAAAUCUGACGAUAUCCCAUCAGAUAUCCUCGACUCAACACUUGCGUCACUCAUCGAAUCUGGCGUCCUUGAGAACCUCAAGGUUGUUUACCUCGCGGACGUCGAGAAACGACAUGCUCAAGACAAUAGAGAGAUCGCUCUUGAGAGACCCAUCGACGUCGGCCUCAAGGAUGCGGGCCCAAAGCAACUGAUUCUGCAAAAGUCUGUCGCUGCAGGACUCAAGACUGGUGUGCAUGUGUGCACGCUGAUGAAUAGAGAUGAUGGGGGAUAUUGGAAGAACUUUCCUGGCAAGCCGGAUAGGUUUGAACUGAAGACUGGUCCUUGUUAUGGCGAAAGGCCCGCAUCAUGGGGAUUGAAUCUGCAGUCUGGAGAAUGGGGGCCGGAUUGCGAGGGUUGCGGAGAGUGUAAAGACUGCUUGGUCGUGUAUCCUGCUGAGUUGUGGAAGAGUAGUCGUCCAUGAGAAGGCUGUCGAUAACAUGACGACUGCCAUCGAUUUAGGCUUUAGUAGUACAUGUAACACAUGGAUACCAUGUCCAUCAAGAGCCUCAAGAUGGAACUGCCGGUGAAGGCCUGUGCUUCGAUGUUGCAGGUGUGAUGCCAAUGAAGCCCAAGAUGAUAUCAACGAUCAAUGCCUCGCCAUGGCUCGGAUUCAGCACCAUCUUAGCCUCCUUCACGAUCCUCCAGGCCGCGCGUACGACGCGUCUCUCACCACCCUCAAUUGCCUAACAACUCCUCUUGCCUGGUCCCAAUAUGAUAGCAGCACUGAGUAAACUGUAUCAAUCACUCCCCCUCAUACCCCAUCGCCUUCUUCCACCAACCCCCGAGCCCCUUCUCACC
Messenger RNA from Fusarium oxysporum Fo47, 1475 nucleotides. RefSeq lists its product as uncharacterized. The transcript is spliced from 2 exons. The record is from RefSeq and is a predicted model, not a curated record. Lineage: Eukaryota; Fungi; Ascomycota; Sordariomycetes; Hypocreales; Nectriaceae. The coding region runs from base 415 to 1098 and encodes 227 amino acids.